CAACUAUAACUAUACCUAGACAAAGCAAUGAUAAAUGAUAUUUGAUAUUCCAUUUGCAAAUAAUCGAAUACUACAGCUUAUAGUUCCGGUACUAGUAGUUAUCGGUUUGGGUUAUUAUGAUUUUGUAAUGGGAUUUUGCUUGGGUCAUCAAGUAAUAUACAAAUAUCAUUCUCAUGGGGUGGCCAUAAGUUUAUGGAUAUUAUUAGCAUUCUUACAAUUAUCGGUAUUUAUAUAUUGGAUACUUAUAUUCAUAAUUGGGCCCGGUAAAGCCCCAAAAUUCCCUCCAUUCAAUCUUCGUGGUGAUGAUACUGAUGAAUUAACCCAAGUUCCUAAUGCGUUUGAAUGUGAUAGGUUUGGUUAUCCAUUCUAUAGUUCUCAUACCGACUCUCUAGUAUUGCCUAGAGGUUUCUAUCUGAAGCACACUGGUUAUAAUGUUUUGAAAUAUGAUCAUUAUUGUCUUUGGAUAGGUACAGUCCUUGGAGAAUGUAACUAUUUAUUUUUUAUGAAAUUUAUGACAUUCUUUUUAUUACAUUUUAUCAUUCCAAUCAUUUAUUUAAUGAGAUAUACUCGAUCUCAAGUUUCAAGAGAAGGAGAAAUAAACCAUAACUUCAUACCGGCGUAUGUUCUAUCCGGGUUUUGGAUUAUAAUCAUUGGGGCAUUGUUUGCUGUUCAUUUGAAGUAUGUCUGUGUAAACAUGACUACAUUGGAUGAAAUAACGAUGAAGCAAAAGCAAGUUUAUCAACGAUGGGAGUUAAGUAAUGAAAAAGAAAAGAAAACAUUUAGAAGGAAACCUAGAAAGGAAGAUGGGAAACGAUACAUUAAUAUAAAAAAGGAUAACCUAAGAGUAGUGGUGCAAUAUGAUGUAAUGGAUGAGGUUUAUAACAUGGGAUUUAAAAAGAAUUGGAUCAAUUUAAUAUUUAACGGUAACAGGAAUCAUGGGAAACCUAGUGAGUUUUAUACAACGAAAAGAUUAAUCACUUCAUUUGUGAUAUUCUUAGUUCCAUUCAUUGAUAUUCCUUAUGGAUUUAAAUACCGAUCACAUCCUAUGGAGAGAGAAGGUAGUGAUCCUGAGUCUCUUUUAAUUGAAUUUGAAAAGAAUUCAAGUGCUAUGAAUCCUGAAUUUGUACAAUCAUUAUAUCAAAAGAUCGAAAACAAAGAAUGUUAUCUUGCUCUGUAUCUUCCACGAUCAGUGAUUGAUGAACAUACAUACCAGGAUCAGGAACAGAAUCAUAAUGAUGAUACAGGUAUACCCGACACAACAAAUGAGAAAUCACCAGAGCUGUCUACUGCCUCUAAAUAAUGUUUAUAGAUGUAUUAAAUAUAUUAGCAACCAUAUUGGUUGUAUACAGGAAUUUUUUUAUUUUUUAUUUUUUAUUUUUUGUGCAACAUCUAUAAAGGUAUAAUCAAAAUUUGAUUUACUAGUAAUUGUCAUC
Scheffersomyces coipomensis is the source of this 1433-nucleotide messenger RNA. Its product is annotated as palmitoyltransferase. Gene Ontology annotation, biological process: peptidyl-L-cysteine S-palmitoylation; protein targeting to membrane. The transcript has a single exon. Gene Ontology annotation, cellular component: endoplasmic reticulum; Golgi apparatus. Gene Ontology annotation, molecular function: protein-cysteine S-palmitoyltransferase activity. Bases 35 to 1300 code for a protein of 421 amino acids. The record is from RefSeq and is a predicted model, not a curated record. NCBI's taxonomy places the organism in Eukaryota, Fungi, Ascomycota, Pichiomycetes, Serinales, Debaryomycetaceae.